GGGAAUGGGGUCCGAUGGAGAGCGAACGUGGAUAAGGGGCGCGAGCGGCCGAAGGCAUCAAAUAAGCUAAGCGAGAAGGGGCGAGGGAAGUGCGCGGUCAUGGCACUCAAACCGAGCCUCGAUGCCUACGCCGCGUUCAUCCACAGGCUCCACCUCCGCCCUCCGCCUCCCCGCUCCCCCGACCUACCCCCUCCCCCUCUCCACGGCCUCACCUUUGCCGUCAAAGACAUAUUCGACAUCAGUGGCUGCGUCACCGGGUUCGGCAACCCGGACUGGGCGAGGACGCACGAGGCAGCGUCGUCCACAUCUCCCGUUGUUCUCGCUGCUAUCGGAGCUGGAGCCACAUGCGUGGGCAAAACUGUCAUGGACGAGAUGGCAUACAGCAUCAAUGGUGAGAACUAUCAUUAUGGCACACCCACUAAUCCGUGUGCUCCUGAUCGAGUCCCUGGAGGAUCGUCCAGUGGAUCUGCUGUAGCAGUUGCUGCAAAUCUCGCUGACUUUGCUCUAGGUACGGAUACUGGUGGAAGUGUUAGAGUGCCUGCUGCUUACUGUGGAAUUUUUGGUUUCCGGCCUUCACAUGGCAUUAUAUCUGCAACAGGUGUCAUUCCAAUGGCUCAGAGCUUUGACACUGUUGGAUGGUUUGCUAGAGACCCUAUUACCUUGACACGAGUAGGCCAGGUUCUGUUGCAGUCAUCUAGUGAUGCUACCAUGCCACCCAAGCGUUUUGUUAUUCCUGAAGAUUGCUUCCAGUAUUUGAGUUCUCCCAGUGACCAAAUCUCUCAAAUCCUGAAAAAGUCUGUAGAGGAGGUAUUUGGAUGUAGUAUAUUACACCAUGAAAAUCUUGGCGACCAUAUUUACCACAAUGUUCCAAGCUUGCAAAACUUUAUAAGUAGCUUCUCCGGAGAUCAAGCAUCUACAAUGCCAGUUCUUGCAGCUCUCUCACAUGCCAUGCGGUUGCUUCAAAGGUUCGAGUUUAAAACCAAUCAUGGAGAUUGGUUGAUUUCCACAAAACCUACUCUAGGUCCUGGAAUGUUUGAAAGAGUAUCAGAAGUUCUAAAUUCAACAUAUGAGGACUUGGAGUACUGUUAUCCAGUGAGGGCUGAGCUUCAAGCAUUCCUGUCUACUCUUUUGCAGGAUAAUGGAAUUCUUGCACUGCCUACAAUUCCUGGAGUCCCACCAAAGCUAAAUAUGGAGGUCGAUGAACUGGAUAGCUUUCGUGCUAGAGCAUUUUCCUUGCUUUCUAUUGCUGGCAUGUCCGGAUUUUGUCAGAUUUCUAUACCACUUGGAAUGCAUGAUGAUCUUCCUGUCUCGGUUUCCCUUCUAGCAAAGCAUAAUGCAGACCAUUUUCUUCUUGAUAUUGUUCAAACACUUUAUGCUACCCUCAAGGAGCAAGCUAGCAUAGCUUGGGAACAUGGUAAUUGACUCAAGUGUCUGUUUGUACAAGUUAACGCCGUAAUUUUAUCUCGAUUUUUCAUAUGUACAUGCUCUUUGGAAAUCAAUGGGCUAAUGCAGAGUUUCUACAAAGUAAUUGGCCAACCUGCUCUCCAAGAGCUUUGGAUUAAGUUAUUGUACCCUUCGACUGUGAUCAUGUUAGGUACUUUUGAUGCAA
Musa acuminata subsp. malaccensis (wild Malaysian banana) is the source of this 1609-nucleotide messenger RNA. RefSeq names its product amidase 1. The record is from RefSeq and is a predicted model, not a curated record. NCBI's taxonomy places the organism in Eukaryota, Viridiplantae, Streptophyta, Magnoliopsida, Zingiberales, Musaceae.